Messenger RNA from Dibothriocephalus latus, 353 nucleotides. The record is from the annotation of a GenBank genome assembly. Lineage: Eukaryota; Metazoa; Platyhelminthes; Cestoda; Diphyllobothriidea; Diphyllobothriidae.
UUUUUCUACUUUUUCUUCUUCUAUUACUUCUUCUUCUGCUUCUUCUUCUUUUUCUUCUUCUUCUUCUUCUACCUCUUCUUCUAUUUCUUCCUGUUCAUCUUCCUUAUCUUCUUCUUAUUCAUCUACUUCUUCUUCUUUUUCUUCUUCUUCUACCUCUUCUUCUAUUUCUUCCUAUUCUUCUUCUUCUUCUUAUUCUUCUACUUCUACUUCUACUUUUUCUUCUUCUAUCUAUUUUUCUAUUUCUUCCUAUUCUUCUUCUACUUCUUCUUCUUCUUCUUCUUCUUCUACAUCUUCUUCUAUUUCUUCCAAUUCUUCUUUUUCUUCUUCUUCUUCUUCUUCUACCUCUUCUUCUA